UACAUAUACGUAGGUAUUUGUUUAUUUACCAUGACUACGUCACAGUCUGCGACAUCUUUCGGUCAUGUAUUAGUUUUCAAUUACUUCCUGUCAAGUUUUGUCUAUUCAGUGAUGAUAGUCUAGCCAAAAACAGCUGAUUUGCUAACUUACCCCAAUUUUGACAUUACCAUAUAACUAUUCAUUUAUUUACACUAUUGAUGAUAAAAAUUUCGUUUAUUGUCUGACAUGUAAAUAGUACUUAAUUUAUUCCAAUGAUAAGUGGUAUUGUAGAUGAAAAAGAGUUCAAAUUUAUAGAAUAAGGUUUUGGUUAAUUUGUUGAACCGGUUUUUAUAAUCAUGGCAAGCUCGAUUAUAAAUUCGAAUAAUAGUUAUAAUUUUAAAGUUGUAUUACUUGGAGAGGGGUGUGUUGGUAAAACCUCAUUAGCGUUGAGGUAUGUUGAAGACAAAUUCAAUGAUAAACACUUGUCUACAGUGCAGGCUUCUUUCUUUGAAAAAAAAAUUAAUAUCAACGGAAAAAGAGUAAAACUAGCAAUUUGGGAUACUGCAGGCCAAGAACAAUUUCAUGCUUUAGGACCAAUUUAUUAUCGAAUGUCUAAUGGAGCGAUAUUAGUUUAUGAUAUCACCAAUAAUGAUGCAUUUCAAAAAGUUAAAAAUUGGAUAAAAGAAUUAAGGAAAAUGCUUGGAAAUGACGUAUGUUUAGUAAUUGCUGGUAACAAAAUUGAUCUUGAAAAAGAUAGAAAUGUGACUGUAGAAGAAGCUGAAGAGUAUGCGAAACAAGUCGGAGCAGUUCACUUUCAUACAUCAGCGAAACAAAAUAGAAAUAUCGAAGAACUGUUUUUAGAUUUAACGAAGAGAAUGAUAGCCCAUGCUGAUGAAGUAGAACAGAAAAAGUCUAGCCUUAAUAGGACAAGUAGUACAAGAAGGAAUGUGAUUGUUGUUGAUGAUGAAGCCGAGAUCCAAACGACAAAAUCAUCUUGUUGUGGAAGCUCGCAUUCUUCCUAAAUAAGUUUUUUUUACGAAAAGCAAAGAAUAUUAUAUAUUAGUAAGGUUUUGAAUUAAUCAACACAAAAAAUGGUGAAAAAAACGAUUUGUUUUUACUCAUAUCUAAAGAUCUUGAGAUCAACUAUUGGAUAGAAAUAUUUUAUUAUCGGAAAUAUAAACAAAUAAGACGUAAUAAACUCAUUAUAUAAUUAAUAAUGAAAGUUAUAUGGAGUGCAUUUAUAACGAUAAUUAAAUUAUUUAUAGUUUAUAAAUGUGAAUUGAAAACUUUCUACAUAACUGCCAAAUAUAGUUAUGUAUUCAAAUAUAUAUUAUCAAUGCUUUGAACAGUAAAAAUAAAUAGGCCUUUACUUGAAUGAAAACAAAUAUAUUUAUACCUUGAAAAUGAAAAGAUAAAAAUUCGAUAAAAUUUUGUAUCUUACUUAGAUAUAAAUUUAGUUGCAAAUCAUUUUUAUUUAAAAACAUAUACUCUUCUCUGAGUGAAAUAUUCACACGAUUAUAAAUGAAGUUAAAAAUGAAAAGAGGUGAUACAAAUAAUGAUAAUAAAAAUAUUAUAAGUGAGCGUGUAUACAUGAAUAAUUUUAAAUAAUAAAUAAAAUAAAAAUGUAUAUAUUAAUAAU
Chelonus insularis is the source of this 1618-nucleotide messenger RNA. RefSeq names its product RAS oncogene family member Rab21 (gene Rab21). Gene Ontology annotation, biological process: Rab protein signal transduction. Gene Ontology annotation, cellular component: endosome; Golgi apparatus. The record is from RefSeq and is a predicted model, not a curated record. Bases 336 to 1001 code for a protein of 221 amino acids. The transcript has 4 exons. Lineage: Eukaryota; Metazoa; Arthropoda; Insecta; Hymenoptera; Braconidae. Gene Ontology annotation, molecular function: GTP binding; GTPase activity.